GGUUGCUUGAAGAAAUCCACGAAAUAGAUUACACAUCGUGAAUAAUAACGUGGCAAAUCGCUCAAUAUAUAAGUCCAAUCUUCACCAACUACUUAUAUUUAUUUUCUCUUUCGCAUCGAACUACAUUGCUUGAAAUAUGUGUGGUAUGUUUUGUUAUUUACUUAAAUAAACAAUGUUCUUUAGAAUACUAGGCUUUUUCUUUUUUUAUUAUCAAAAAUGAAACUAAUCUAUUAUCUUUAUCUAAGUUAAUUAGCAAAAAACUAGUAUCUAAUUUUAAUAAAAUUCCCGCUAACUAAUAUUAAUAUAUUAUGAUGCAUAGUAAUAUUAAAUUAAAUAAUUAUAUUUUCGAAUAAAAAUAAUUCUUUUAGUCUGCUUAUUUUCGUCUUGAAUCUUUAUUUUCAAGGAGUUUGCGUUUAGUGAAAUUCUACCACAUUUUCUUAGUUUUCAACCAAAUUUUCAAUUAAAUUGCAUAUUAUUAAUAGUACACAGGUAAUGGGAAGUUGGCAUUGCUUAUAAAAUAUGUAUAUUUAAGUUUUAAACACCAAUUCGUGUCAUUUAAAAGUUAACAGUUCAAAUUGCUAGUUAAACUAGAUAAUAGUAUUUCGAAUUUUUGUUUUAUUAAUUUUCAAUCUACGGAAGGCUUAGUGCCGAUAAAAUUUCUUUGAAAGAGAAGUAGAUUAAAUAUAGGCUUAGUAUUCUGAUUAAGUAAAGAAAAUUUUUUUUUUCAUGCAAUCUUUUCAAUUUAUCAGGGAAGUUUAUUUCCUAUAUAUUUAAUGUUUAAAAAUGAUCCAAGAGAUUUGCAUUCACUGUCGAACUAUGGCCAUGUCAAGUAUAUCUGAGAAGUUUGAAUUAUCAGAUAGUGGCGUGUCAACUUCUGAAGUCUCUGAUGAUGAUGUGCCUAGCAUUGAUUGGAAAGAGGAAUUAUGUGAUAGAUUACUGCAGCCAGUAUAUUAUACUUUUCACAAAGGAGGUAUUUUUGCCUAUUUGAACUGUCUGACACCAAAAAGUAGACAAGAAAUCCUCGACAUCCUCAUUACUGGUUUGAAAAGACUCGAAUAUCGUGGUUAUGACUCAGCUGGGGUGGCUAUUGAUGGAGGAAAUGACGGUGGAAUUCCCAGUUAUCCAAUUAAUCUAAUUAAGAUGUCUGGAAAAGUGCAGAAUUUAGUUGAUGAAAUAGAAAAAUCUAAGCAACAAUUAAACUUCAAUCUCGAGUUUAAAACACAUUGUGGAAUUGCUCAUACACGUUGGGCUACACAUGGUGAACCCAAUUGGGUGAAUACACAUCCGCAAAGAUCAGAUGCUGAAAGUCAAUUUGUUGUUAUCCAUAAUGGCAUCUUGACAAACUACAAAGACAUAAAAGCUUUACUUAUUAAUAAAGGAUAUGAAUUUGAAUCCGAAACUGAUACUGAAACUAUUGCAAAACUUCUUCAUCACAUUUACGAAAUUCAUAAAGGAGAACUUUCUUUCCGCGAACUAGUUGAAAAAACAGUCCAAGAAUUAGAAGGCGCAUUUGCUCUAGCAUUUAAGAGUACCCAUUUUCCAGGCGAAAUUGUCGUUGCAAGAAGAGGUAGUCCUUUGGUUAUUGGUGUCAAAAGUCCUAUGAAAUUGACAACUGAUAGAUUUCCAGUCGUUUUUGGGAAAGAUCAUAGAGGAAGCGGUUAUAUACCCACGCCAUCUGCAAAUCACGAAGAAAUGUCAACCCUGAUGACUAAUAGUAAUGAACAAGUGAUCGAAUAUUUUUUUGCUUCGGAUGCAAGUGCAAUCAUCGAACAUACUGACAAAGUCAUCUUUCUGGAGGAUGAUGAUGUUGCGGCUGUGUCUAAUGGUCAAUUGUCUAUUCAUAGACUCAAGAGGGGAGUUGAUGAUCUGGCUCACAGAAAUAUAACAACCCUUAAGAUGGAACUUCAGGAAAUUAUGAAGGGAAGUUAUCAGACAUUUAUGCAAAAAGAAAUUUUUGAGCAGCCCGAAUCCGUUACGAAUACAAUGAGGGGACGAGUGAAUUUCGAUACUAAUACCGUUCAAUGUGGCGGAAUUUUAUCUUACCUCAAAGAAAUAAAUAGAUGUAGAAGAUUGCUAUUCAUUGCUUGCGGAACUAGCUACCACAGUGCCAUUGCCACUCGUCAAUUACUUGAAGAGCUUACUGAAUUGCCAGUUAUGGUUGACAUCUCCAGUGAUUUUCUAGAUAGGCAAACUCCAGUUUUCAGAGACGAUGUGUGCUUUUUUAUAUCCCAAUCUGGUGAAACCGCUGAUACCUUAAUGGCCUUGAGAUACUGUAAACAGAGAGGUGCAUUAAUCGUAGGCAUAACAAAUACAGUUGGUUCUUCGAUCUGUCGCGAAUCCCAUUGCGGUAUUCACAUAAAUGCUGGACCAGAAAUAGGAGUUGCUAGCACUAAGGCGUACACAUCCCAAUUUAUUUCAUUAGUUAUGUUCGGUUUGAUGAUGUGUGAAGAUAAAAUAUCAAUGCAAGGUAGAAGAGCCGAGAUAAUUAAAGGUUUAAAAAAGCUUCCUGAGCAAAUAAAGCAAGUUCUUGAAUUGGAUAGUGAAGUAGAGAAGAUUGCAAGGGAUGUUUUUGAAAAACAGUCUCUUAUAAUACUUGGUAGAGGAUUUAAUUUCGCAACUUGUCUAGAAGGUGCUCUGAAAGUUAAAGAAUUAACGUAUCUACACGCCGAAGCCAUUCUAGCUGGAGAGUUAAAACACGGGCCUUUAGCUCUAAUUGACGAAAAACAACCUAUCAUUAUGGUCUUAACAAGGGAUCCUAUCUACAAGCAAAGUUUAAAUGCUCUUGAACAAGUGAAAGCUCGUAAGGGAAAACCAAUAUUGAUAUGUAAUGAAGAGGAUGGCAAAGCUAUGCGUAAUACCAACCAAACUUUAAUUAUACCUGAGACUGUUGACUGUCUACAAGGGGUAUUGACAGUUAUUCCUAUGCAACUUCUUUCUCUUCACGUUGCAAAGCUUAAAAAUUGUGAUGUUGACUGCCCUCGUAAUUUGGCUAAAUCUGUGACAGUUCAAUGA
Molecule: messenger RNA, 3012 nt
Organism: Dimorphilus gyrociliatus
Lineage: Eukaryota; Metazoa; Annelida; Polychaeta; Dinophilidae
Source: the annotation of a GenBank genome assembly